Stegostoma tigrinum is the source of this 6757-nucleotide messenger RNA. RefSeq names its product NAD(P)HX dehydratase (gene naxd). Gene Ontology annotation, biological process: metabolite repair. Bases 41 to 1072 code for a protein of 343 amino acids. The record is from RefSeq and is a predicted model, not a curated record. Gene Ontology annotation, molecular function: ATP-dependent NAD(P)H-hydrate dehydratase activity. The transcript has 10 exons. Lineage: Eukaryota; Metazoa; Chordata; Chondrichthyes; Orectolobiformes; Stegostomatidae.
CCGCCGGGAACGCGGACCCUGAGCGGAUCCCGGGAGCGCGAUGAGACUGCCUUGGGGCUCACCGAUCUGGGGUGGCCUCGUUGCGAUCGUCUCCAUCGCAGUCGGUUUGUGCUGCCUGCGGAUCGAAGUCCUGUACAGAGCUUUUACGUUUCACAGUCACAGGCCUGUGGGAAGUAUGGAAAAGAAUCUUCAGCUGGUCAGAAAUAUCAUCCCUCCUUUAACUGAGAAAAAACACAAAGGACAAGAUGGAAAGAUAGGAAUUAUUGGCGGAUGUACGGAAUAUACAGGUGCACCAUACUUUGCGGCAAUUGCGAGUCUUAAAGUGGGUGCUGACCUUUCUCAUGUGUUCUGCACUAAAGACGCUGCCCCAGUUAUUAAAUCCUACAGCCCAAAUGUGAUUGUUCAUCCUGUCCUAGAUGCUUCUAGUGGUGUGGAGGAUGUGGAGAAAUGGUUUCCUGCUCUGCAUUCAAUGGUGAUUGGGCCGGGUCUAGGAAGAGAUGAGAAAGUCUUGCAGAAUACAAAGGUUAUAAUGCAGAAAUGUCAGCAGCGAGGAAUACCCCUUGUAAUUGAUGCUGAUGGAUUAUGGGCGGUUGCCCAAGAUCCCUCUGUGAUCCAGGGAUAUCGUAAAGCCAUCUUAACACCAAAUGUGGUUGAAUUUUCCAGACUCUACAAUGCGGUGCUCAAGGGUCCUUUCAAUGAGUGCGAUUAUUCAGGCAACUUGCUUCAACUAAUUCAAGCAAUGGGGAAUGUGACAAUUGUCCUCAAGGGAGAAAAAGACCUCAUAUCUGAUGGAACUACAGUAUUGGCGUGCUCACAGCGAGGCAGUGGUCGGAGGUGUGGAGGUCAGGGAGAUCUGCUUUCGGGAGCGCUGGGUGUCCUGGCCCAUUGGGCUUUUACUGCUGGGAAUGAGAAAACAGAUGGGUUAAAUCCCACACUUAUAGCUGCAUUCGGAGCUUGUGCCUUGACAAGGCAGUGCAACCACCAGGCUUUCCUAAAACAUAGGCGUUCAAUGACCACCUCAGACAUGAUUGAGGAGAUCAGCACAGCUUUUAACAAACUCUUUGAGAGCUAGGGAGAAGAACUGGCUAUUGGAAUGGAAACUGAAGUGCAAGAGUUCACGUGGGCUAUAUAAGCUGCUUACAGACAGUUCCCCAGAAUUAACUCUCAAGUUGGUUGUUUCAAAAAAAAUGUCUAAGUGCAGCCAGCCAGCUGCAGCUAAAGCACGGGAACUAGCAGUUACAAUCUGCUGAAUAAACGCAUCAAAAUAACAAAUGUUUUGAUGGUUCUAAGUAGGAUUGACAUUGGUGGUGUGGGGACAGAGCAGCAAGUCCAUGAUUAUAAAGCCCACUGCUCACAGUUACCAUGCUUUAGCCCUCCAUGUUGGAUGACUUGCUAAAGGGUUGAUUAAAGUUAUUUUCACUCCCUGAUCUAAAUAAAAACACAGGUUACUCCUUUGAAUUACAGAUUGUGUUUCUUUUUCUCCAAUGUGGCAUUUGAAUUCCAUUGCGUUAAACAGCAGAGCUUGCCUUUUUUGAGGGCAGCUUCCAUUUUGUCUGUAAUGCUGUAAUCUGUGCAGUGAUUGCUUGGCCAUGAUAACAUGAAUUAUGUUCAUUGCUGAUCCCCCUCCCCCCUUGGGGAUUAGGAAACACGAGGCAUGCUUAGUUAAAGCACAGUUGGACCUUUUUUAGAAUCAGCUGUUCUCAAUGGGUAACACUUGUACCUCUUGAAGUAGAAUGUUGUGCUAUCAAGCCUGUGUCCUGAGAGGUGAGCCUAUAAUCGAUUGAUGGCUCCAGCCCUGUACAGGAGGGGCAGGCUGACAUAGGGAGAGGGGGCAACCAUCAGCACUCCACUGUAAGAACUUCACUGUUGAUCCUGGAUUUAAAUUUUAUCAGGACUGGAAUAGACCUCUCGCUCCAUCAUGCCUGUGCUGGAGCGAUACAGUUAGUCCCACUCAUGCCUUCCCCAUAGUUUUUAAAUUUUUACCCCAUUUGAGUGUUAAUCCAAUUCACUUUCAAAAAUUGCUAUUGAAUCUGCUGCUACUAUCCUUUCUGGCAUAAUACGCAACUGCGCACUUGUGGGAGUUUUUUACAUAUAUUCAAAUCAGUGCUGUUUUGUUAUUGGACCUCCUGCAAUUGAAAAGUUGUUUUUCUACAAAAAUCCUUCAUAAUGUUGAUCAGAGCUGAUGGGAAAUAUGCGACCCUCCUGAUAUUAGGACCAAGGAACCAUGGGUUGGAAUAAAAGUCAACGUUCCUGAAGCUGUUUUAAUAACUUUUUUUUUGGAUCUGACCACUUGUUUUGUGAUUUUCUUUUUGUAUCAGAAUCCUCAAUGUUUCUGCUUCUCCACAGUUCCAAAACUUAACAGCAUUUAAAAAAAUACUUUACGGACUAUUUUGUCUGCAAAAUGGUUGAAAAGCCUAUUAAUGCUGUGGUGAAUACCAAGGAACUGACUGUCCUGAAUAUCAGAAUUCAUAUUGUGGUUCUGAUCUACCAUGGGACAUCUACAAGACUUUAAAAUAAGUGCAUUUAUCAUUCUGUUUUGAUUUAGCAAAAAUGACCAAGGAACCUGCAGCCAAACACAGCUCAUUCAAACUUAGUAUCAGAGAAACAGGAUCCAGUUGCCUGCAAGGAAUGAUUUUCAUCAGUAAUACUGAAUUAAAAGCACAAAGUUCCUUUAAUGAAUAAAGGGUUUAAAAAAUUCAACCUGGGAUUGCUUUUUCAAAUGAAGCUGCCACCCAACAAUUAAACAGAAAAUACUGGAAAAACUCUAAUCAACCAGCAUCUGAGGAGACAGCAAAAAAGACAAUGUUCAAGGUUAAUGACCUUUAACCAGGACUACUAUCUGUAAACUGGAAAUUAGCAGCACGAGCAAAGAAUCAACAGACCUAUGUGCUAUGUGGGAAGUCAGUGUAACAUUGCAGGACAUUACCUCAAGAUGCUAUAAUUGGUAACUGCACAAAACACUGUCAAUUCUUGUUCUUCAUGAACUUGCAAAAUCCAUUGAUGGGUGUGCAAGCUUAGCACACAUUUGGGGGUGGGGGGUAAUAUUUUUUGAAUAGUACGAUUUAAAAAGUCUAGAACUGUUUUAGUGCUAAGUACUCCAUCCUCCCUCUCUUUUGCUCACUAUUUUCCACACAUCCUCCUCCUCACUUCGUCCCCUCUCUUCUCCACAACCCCACCUAUCAGAAACAGAUAAACUAGUCAUUACAGUUUGAACUUGUCCAUUUUGACGAGAUAAAACAAAAUGGAAGCAUAUUAUCUCAAUGAUGGGAGAUUACAGAGCUCUAAGGUGCAGUGCGUGCAUACAUGAAUUGCAAACGUUCAGUAAACAGGUACACUAUUGUAAAUCAAAAGCUGACAUCAUUUACUGCAAGAAAAAUUGAAUACAAAAGGAGGGAGGUUAUGCUUCAGUUAUUCUGAGCAGUGGCAAGAUAAAUUUGGAGUAGCGUGUACAGUAUUUGAUUAAUUUGUUAAGAUAAGAUGUAAAGGCAUUGCUGGCUUCACAGAAGUUUUACGACACUAAUACCUGCAAUGAGCAAGUUGUCUUAUGAGGCUGGGCUUGUAUUUGCUGGAGUUUAGAAGACUAAAACUGAAACAUAUCUUGAGUUCUGAUGGGGUGGAUAUCUAGAGGCUGUUUCUGUGUGGGAGAAACUAGAACUAAGAAUUACUAUUGAAAAAUUAAGAGGUCACUCAUUUAAGACAGAACAUCCUUCUCACAAGAUGGUCAUGAGUCUUUGCAACUCUGCUUCAACUACCUCUGGAGGAAGAGUCUUUGAUGCAGGUAGAUUCUUGAUUUAGCAAGAGGGUGAAAAAUGAUUGAGAGUAGAUGGAAAUGGGAAUGUAGAGAACCAGAUCAGCCAUGAUGAUAUUGAAUGAUGGAGCAAGCUUGAGGGGCCAAAUGCACUACCCCUGCCCCCAAAUCAUAUCUUCACACAUACAUUAUUAGGUAUUUAGGUUGUUCUAAAACAACCUGAAUUGUCUGUGGGUGUGUUCAGCUAUUACUCUAUGACAGUGUAAACUUAAUUUUCAAAACUUUGCAUAACUUGUCAAGUACAUAAUUUUAAUUUUUAAUUGAUGUACAAGAAAGAAAUAACAUGACCAAUCAAGAUAUUAUCUAGCUAAUGACAAUGUAUGAUAAACAAUAGUUUUAAAAAUACCAUGAUUCAUCCAGUAGGUGGAAUGGGAUCCAUCAGUUUUUCCUCACCAUUAUUUGCUGUAACUAUGAUUGAGAAGCAAUGUGUUCCCCAAUUGGAAAUGUGACAGACAGACCUGAUUCACUGGAUAGGCACUGCAUCGUCACUAAGCCAGGGUCCAGCAAAAUUAAUCAUGGACACACCCACUUUUCACUCCAGGAUGCAAACACUGAAUGUGACCCCUUGGCGUCACAGUCCAACAUUUCUAUGGUAAGCAACUCCCUUGGUUUAUAAUACCAAUGAACACUUUAGCUCAAAGAUAACACAGCCUUUUCCAUGACUGUCAAUGGUUUAUGUUAACACCCCAAUACUGGUGUUGUAAGUCUGCAGCGAAUGAUCAGGCUUCAUUUUUCUUUUCCUUUUGUAAGUUGUUCCAUCAUCUCCCAUGAUGAAGUUACUCCUCGAUCCUAGGAAAGCAAAAAUAAAGGAAGUUUGUUCAGAGAUUCUGGAGAAAUAUCACAUAUCAAAUGAUGAAAAAUUAACACUGCUCCUUUAAAUCACUGUUCAAAUAGUAUAACUAGAAAUUUUCAGACUAUCCAACAAAUCUUCAUUGUCUGCUGCUCUAAGUAGAUGGAACGAAGGCUAACCCUUGAUCCCAGUGUGCCCCCGCCAUUUAGCAAGGGGAAAUUGUCACUAUUUAUGACCACUUUAUACGGGAUGCAGAAGUGUUUGAAAUUUAACAAAGUGAGGUUUGAUUUUAAAAGUUUCUGUAAAUUCCUACCAUUUUUAACAAUUUGUAUCUGGCUUCAUCUCAAUAAAUUACCAUCAAAUUCAGCUAAUCAAAACAGUGGAUAAUUGCAGUCAGAUGUCCCUCAUAAUUUACAACAAUCUAUUUAAUUCACAGGAGUCCCAGACUACGGAAUGGCCUAUUGCACAGUACAGGCAAACUCUCAAAUUGCAGUGCCCGGUUGUCACAGCCAUAAGCUACUGAAUUCACUUCUUGAACACCUCUAAUCUCUCCACCUUUAUCUUUUUAGCAUCCUCCCUAAAUCUAUUACUUUCACCAAGCUUUGGUCUUCUGUUCUAAUAUCACAAAUGCAUCCACAUUAAAUUUCAUUGGAUAAUGCUCCUGUGAACUGCCUUGACACAUGUUUUAAACAUUAAAAGAGCUAUAUAAGUACAAGACAUUGCUCAAAGUAUGCCAAAUGGAAUCCAUUUACAGGAGCACUGAGAACCACUGAACCAAAGACCCACCUUUGUUCUUGCUUUUGAUGUAGCUUUGUUGAAUUUGGUACGGUUGAGGUGUUUAUUAAAAUGCUGUAAAAACUUACUGAUCUGGACUAACCACCAGUGUAAUUGAUUUGUGAAUGGCUGCUUAUUGAAUGUGGCUAUAUAGCCGUGGAUGGCUAUGUGUGUCAGUUUAUCUUUAAAAGGAUAUUGAGCACUGUAAUCAUGGUGAACAGCUUUUGUGUUCAAUCUAAUGGAGAGCAUUCAGUUUGGAUUUACUUGGAUACCAGAUGUAGACUCUCAGUUUGUGAGAAGUGCAAGGCCCUAAUGGGAGAGUUUUUCAUGCCAAGUUCAGCAAUGACACUAAAAUAUGUAGGUGGAAGCAUCAGAAAUUUGUGCAAAAAGAAACUGAUAAUUGAUCAAGAUUUGUGGCUGGUGUGAAUUGGUAGGGAGUGAAAUGGAAAAAUCAAUGGUGGCAUAAGACAGGAGAAACAGGUACAGCAAAUGCUAAUGAAAAGUGAUGGCUGACCAUCAGGGUUUCUCUAGUCAGUAACUUAGACAAGAGAGUUUUGUUCAAGCCAUAUUAAAAUUAAAGAUUCACUAAGGUGGAUGAGAAAUACAGUAUUGCCAGUUAUCAUCAGCAGAACAAAGAAGUUGGCUGGAAUUACACGCACCACCAUUUGGUUCAAGGCAUUUCCACACAUGGACUGAACAGACAGUACAAACUCUCUAUAAAUCUUUGCUAUUUUUACCUCUUGUGACUUAAUUUCUCAAGCACAAAUACUCAGCUGGAAUCAUAAAAUGGCUACAAUACAGAAAGAGGCCACUCAGUCAAUUAUAUCUAGGCCGACUCUCAGCAAGUGAAACUCCCUUACCCCAAUCCACUCUUUUCCCUGUGGACUUGCAAACUCUUUUUUUCUUACUGUACUGACCCCAGUUCUCUUUCCAAAGUUACAACUGAAUUUGUCUUAAGCAGUAUACCAGAUCUUAACUACUUGCUGAAUUUUUAAAAAACCUUUUCCCCAUGUCACUGUUGCUUUAUUGUCAAUCACUUUAAAUCACUGUGCUCUUAUUCAUAAGAUCAAAUGAAACAGGAGCAAAAGUAGGCUAUUGUGCCAGUUCUGUCUUUCAAUAAGAUCAAGGCUGAUCUUAUUUUAGACUUAAAACCACUUUCCUGGCUGCGUGCACACACACACAGACACACACACACACACAGACACACACACACACACAGACAUACACACACACACACAUACAUACACACACACACAGACACACACACACACAUACAUACACACACACAGACACACACACACACACCCAGACACACACACACACACACAGACACACACACAGUCACAGACACACACACACACACACACACACAGACACACACACAU